AAGCCCAAGCCGGAGAAGUAUGACUGCACCACCUGCGGUCGCACCCUUGCAUCAUCUUCUUUCCCUAACCAUCUUGCAACUGGAAAAUGCGUGCAUCUCAUCAACACCUGCAAGCGGUGCACCAAGAUCUGGAUCGCCACUCAACUAGACACGGUGACCUACGACAAGCUUUCCAGUCCGGAAUGUCCUGAGGUUCUGAGCAACAAAGACGUCAACCGCUUGGCGGCGAAGGAUGUGCAUGCGAAGUACGACAAGUUUGAGCGCGCCGGCAUCGCAGUGACGAGUCCCGGUUGGCGUUGGUGCCUGAAUCCGAAGUGCCGAGAGGGUCAAGUUCAUCAGUCCUUGCUCGACUCUGGCCACAGGGCAGAUGGUGAGAGCAAUAAGAAGGGCAAAGCCAAGCCCGACGAAGACGACAUCUGCACUUGCAAGGCAUGCGGCACCAGAGCUUGCGUGCCGUGCGAUCGGCCGUACCAUGAGGGUGAGACUUGCGCUCAGUAUCAAGGGCGCAAGGAGCGGCAAACGAAGAUGGAUGAGGAAGCAACCGAGAAGACCAUCAAGGACGUCUGCAAGAAGUGCCCAAAUCCGACGUGCGAGAUGAAUAUCCAGCGCUCGUCCGGCUGUGACAAGAUGACAUGCACGCAAUGCAGGACCGGCUUCUGCUGGGUCUGCCUUGCAACGUAU
Baudoinia panamericana UAMH 10762 is the source of this 681-nucleotide messenger RNA. RefSeq lists its product as uncharacterized. Lineage: Eukaryota; Fungi; Ascomycota; Dothideomycetes; Mycosphaerellales; Teratosphaeriaceae. Gene Ontology annotation, cellular component: ubiquitin ligase complex; cytoplasm. Gene Ontology annotation, molecular function: ubiquitin protein ligase activity; ubiquitin conjugating enzyme binding; zinc ion binding. The record is from RefSeq and is a predicted model, not a curated record. Gene Ontology annotation, biological process: protein polyubiquitination; ubiquitin-dependent protein catabolic process; positive regulation of proteasomal ubiquitin-dependent protein catabolic process. The transcript is spliced from 3 exons. The annotation marks the transcript as partial.